Messenger RNA from Puma concolor (puma), 6113 nucleotides. RefSeq names its product microtubule associated monooxygenase, calponin and LIM domain containing 3 (gene MICAL3). NCBI's taxonomy places the organism in Eukaryota, Metazoa, Chordata, Mammalia, Carnivora, Felidae. The record is from RefSeq and is a predicted model, not a curated record. Gene Ontology annotation, molecular function: FAD binding; protein binding.
GGAAUCGGGUGGAUCAACAGCCAUCCCAUUGCCCCCUUUGUUGGGGGUGCUGAGAGUGGGGAAGCAUGGAGGACAGUAAGAAUGAGACCAUGAAUCACGCUCACGUCCUCUUUGACCGGUUUGUGCAGGCCACCACCUGCAAGGGAACCCUUAAGGCCUUCCAAGAGCUAUGUGACCACCUAGAACUGAAGCCUAAGGACUACCGCUCCUUUUAUCACAAGCUCAAGUCCAAGCUUAACUACUGGAAAGCCAAAGCCCUGUGGGCAAAGUUGGACAAGCGGGGCAGCCACAAAGACUACAAAAAGGGAAAAGCAUGCACUAACACCAAGUGUCUCAUCAUUGGAGCUGGCCCCUGUGGUCUCCGUACAGCCAUUGACUUAUCCUUAUUGGGAGCUAAAGUGGUUGUUAUUGAGAAACGAGAUGCCUUCUCCCGCAACAAUGUCUUGCAUCUCUGGCCAUUCACCAUACAUGAUCUACGAGGUCUGGGUGCCAAGAAGUUCUAUGGCAAGUUCUGUGCUGGAGCUAUUGACCAUAUCAGUAUCCGUCAGCUUCAGCUAAUACUUUUGAAAGUAGCCUUGAUCCUAGGCAUUGAGAUCCAUGUCAAUGUGGAAUUCCAAGGCCUUGUACAGCCUCCUGAGGACCAAGAAAAUGAACGGAUAGGUUGGCGGGCACUUGUCCACCCCAAAACCCAUCCUGUAUCAGAAUAUGAAUUUGAAGUGAUCAUCGGAGGGGAUGGCCGUAGGAACACCUUGGAAGGAUUUCGCCGGAAAGAAUUUCGUGGCAAAUUGGCAAUUGCCAUUACAGCAAAUUUUAUUAACCGAAAUACAACAGCAGAAGCCAAAGUGGAAGAGAUCAGUGGUGUGGCUUUUAUUUUCAACCAAAAAUUUUUCCAGGAACUGAGAGAAGCCACAGGUAUCGACUUGGAGAAUAUUGUCUACUACAAAGAUGAUACACACUAUUUUGUUAUGACAGCCAAAAAGCAGAGUUUGCUAGACAAAGGGGUGAUACUGCAUGACUAUGCCGACACAGAGCUCUUGCUUUCCCGGGAGAACGUGGACCAAGAGGCUCUGCUGAACUAUGCCAGGGAGGCAGCGGACUUCUCCACUCAGCAGCAGCUGCCGUCUCUAGAUUUUGCCAUCAAUCACUAUGGGCAGCCUGACGUGGCCAUGUUCGACUUCACUUGUAUGUACGCCUCUGAGAAUGCUGCCUUGGUGCGGGAGCAGAAUGGACACCAGUUGUUAGUGGCUCUGGUUGGGGACAGCCUCCUAGAGCCUUUUUGGCCAAUGGGAACAGGAAUAGCCCGGGGCUUCCUAGCUGCUAUGGACUCUGCCUGGAUGGUACGAAGUUGGUCUCUAGGAACAAGCCCCUUGGAAGUCCUGGCUGAGAGGGAAAGUAUUUAUAGGUUGCUGCCUCAGACCACCCCUGAGAAUGUCAGUAAGAACUUCAGCCAAUACAGCAUAGACCCUGUCACCAGAUAUCCCAAUAUUAACAUCAACUUCCUCCGUCCAAGCCAGGUGCGUCAUUUAUAUGAUACUGGAGAAACAAAAGAUAUUCAUCUGGAAAUGGAGAACCUAGUGAAUUCCCGAACUACCCCAAAGUUGACUCGUAAUGAGUCUGUAGCUCGUUCAAGCAAACUACUGGGUUGGUGCCAAAGGCAGACAGAUGGCUAUGCAGGGGUAAAUGUGACAGAUCUCACCAUGUCCUGGAAAAGUGGACUGGCUCUGUGUGCGAUCAUCCAUAGAUACCGCCCUGAUCUGAUAGAUUUUGACUCUUUGGAUGAGCAAAAUGUGGAGAAGAAUAACCAGCUGGCCUUUGAUAUUGCUGAGAAAGAACUGGGCAUCUCUCCCAUCAUGACAGGCAAAGAAAUGGCCUCAGUGGGGGAGCCUGACAAGCUGACUAUGGUGAUGUACCUGACUCAGUUCUACGAGAUGUUCAAGGACUCACUCCCCUCCAGUGAUGCCUUGGACCUGAAUGCUGAGGAGAAAGCAGUCCUUAUAGCUAGCACCAAAUCUCCCAUCUCCUUCCUAAGCAAACUUGGGCAGACCAUCUCUCGGAAACGUUCUCCCAAGGAUAAAAAGGAAAAGGACUUGGAUGGUGCUGGAAAGAGGAGAAAGACCAGUCAAUCGGAAGAGGAGGAAGCACCCCGGGGCUACAGAGGAGGAAGGCCCACACUGGUGAGCACUCUGACAGACAGGAGGAUGGAUGUGGCCCUUGGCAAUCAGAACAAAGUGAAAUACAUGGCAACCCAGCUGCUGGCCAAAUUUGAAGAGAAUGCACCUCCACAGUCCACUGGCAUGAGGAGACAGGGCUCGAUAAAGAAGGAGUUCCCACAGAACUUAGGAGGCAGCGACACGUGCUACUUCUGUCAGAAGCGGGUCUACGUGAUGGAGAGACUGAGUGCUGAGGGCAAGUUCUUCCAUCGGAGCUGCUUCAAAUGCGAGUACUGCGCCACUACCCUGCGCCUCUCGGCUUAUGCCUACGACAUCGAGGAUGGUAAAUUCUACUGCAAACCACACUACUGUUAUCGACUCUCCGGCUCCGCACAGAGGAAGAGACCGGCAGUGGCUCCUCUGUCUGGCAAGGAGGCCAGAGAACCCCUGCAGGAUGGCCCCACUGUGGACACAAAUGGACGGGCCAGCGCCGUUGCCAGCCCUGCUGAGAGAACCCCAGGUUCAAGUGUGAAUGGCCUGGAAGAGCCUAGCAUUGCUAAGAGACUCAGGGGUACUCCUGAAAGGAUUGAGCUGGAGAACUACCGCCUGUCUGUGAAACAGGCAGAGGAGCUGGAGGAGGUGCCCGAGGAGACGCAGGCUGAGCACAACCUGAGCAGCGUGCUGGACAAAGGCGCAGAGGAGGACGUGGCCAGCAGCAGUUCUGAGUCCGAGAUGGAGGAAGAGGAGGAGGAGGAAGAGGAGCCUCUGCCCACCUCCGACCUGGGCGGUGUUCCUUGGAAGGAGGCUGUGAGGAUCCAUGCCCUUCUGAAAGGAAAGAGUGAAGAGGAGCUGGAGGCCUCAAAGAGCUACGAGCCUGGGAAUGAAGAGGAGGAAGAGGAAGAGUAUGAGGAGGAGGAGGAGGAGGAAGAGGAAGAAUAUGAGGAGGAAGAGGAAGAGUCUAGUGAAGUCGGGAGCCAGAGGCUACAGCAGAUCAUAAAUCCAGCCGACCCCUUGGAGAUCCAGGCUGAUGUGCACUGGACACAUAUUCGAGAGAAAGAGGAGGAGGAGGAGCGAAUGGUACCAACCUCUGAGUCCUCCACUUCUAGAGUCCCAUUUGAUGAGAAUGACCUGGAGGAAGAUGUGGACUCGGAGCCGGCAGAGAUAGAAGGGGAGGCAGCGGAGAAUGGGGACACAGGGGACACUGGUGCUGAGCUGGAUGAUGAUCAGCACUGGUCUGAUGAUAUCCCAUCAGAUGCCGAAACAGAGCUUCGCAUGCAGCACCAGGCAGCAGUGGAGGCGGAGCUGGAGCUGAGGGUAUCGGAAAAUGAGGAGGAGCAACCUGCCACCACACCAGGGCACCAGGAGAGAGGUCCCGCCCAAGUCCCCAGCCCUCCCCGAUCCCCUGAGGAGCAGGCUGGUCUGCUCUCCCCAGGCCACAGCCCUGAGGCAGAGGGGGCCCGAAUCCCACUUGCCUCUGUUGCUACCAAGGUGAAAUUGCCCAAGGAGAGCCUUUUCCCUGAGCCUUUGCUCCCCAAAGAAAAGCCCAAAGAAGAAGUGCCCAGUGAUGAGAGAGCUGUGCACUCUCCUAUCCGAUCACAGCCAGUGGCUCUGCCAGAAGCCAGGACACCUACCUCCCCAGUUAGUUCACAGCACCUGUCACCGCUGGCCACCUCUACCCCCACCACUACCCAGCUCCCCAUUUGCUCCCAACCCCAGCCUUCCUCUGAGGCCACUGUCCCGUCCCCCACCAAGUCCCCCAUAUGCUUCCAGCCCAUUCCAGCCAAAACACCCAUCCCCCUGGCUCCCCUCCCCUUGAAGACCCAAGGGGACACCAAGGACAGAUUGGGCAGCCCUCUUGCUGUGGAUGAAGCCCUGAAGCGGAAUGACCUGGUGGCAGAGUUCUGGAUGAAGAGUGCCGAGAUCCGCCGUAGCCUCGGACUCACACCCGUGGAUCGGAGCAAGGUGUCCGAGUCCAGCUUCCCCUCCCCGGCCUUUAAACCAGUGUCCCUAAAAUCCUAUUCAGUUGAGAAGUCUCCUCAGGGUGAGGGGCUCCAGCUUCUAAAACCUCCACCUAUUCCUAAGAGGCUGGGCCUGCCGAAGUCAGAUGGCGACCAGCCCUCGCUGCCAACCCCCAAGUCCCCAUCUGACAGAGAGCUGAAAAGCUCCCAUGAGGAGAGGAGAGACCUGUCGAGCAGCUCUGGGUUGGGCCUUCAUGGGAGCUCCUCCAAUAUGAAGACUUUGGGCAGCCAGAGCUUCAACACCUCUGACUCCACCAUGCUCACUCCUCCUUCAAGCCCACCCCCACCCCCACCCCAGGAUGAGGAGCCCGCAACUCUUCGAAGGAAGCCAUAUCAGAUUUAUGAGCAUAAGGAGACCGAGCCCAAGGCCUCAGUAAUCCCACCCCCACCACCUGCAUCCUUUAUGAGGGCCCCCCGAGAGCCUGCCCAGCCCCCUCGAGAGGAGGUGCGGAAGUCGUUUGUGGAGAGUGUGGAUGAGAUCCCCUUUGCUGAUGACGUGGAGGACACCUAUGAUGACAAGACAGAGGACUCGAGUCUGCAGGAGAAGUUCUUCACACCCCCCUCUUGCUGGUCCCGCACCGAGAGGUCCCUCCAUCCACCCCUAACCAAGGAGAAUGGUAGGUUGCCUACUCUGGAGAGUGGGGUCCAGCCACAGAAGAGGGUCCUGCCCUUAGUCUCUCCAGAAGCCAAGGAGCUGGCUGAGGAGCGCAUGCGAGCCAGGGAGAAGUCUGUGAAGAGCCAGGCGUUGAGAGACGCUAUGGCCAAGCAGCUGAGUAGGAUGAAGGAGAUGGAGAUGGCGGCUGGGACCUCCAGGCCCCCAGGAGGCACCUCCCGCAAAGCCUCCUCAGUUCCCUCCAAGGGCAAAGAACUUGGCUUCGAGUCCCCUAAACGCCCAGUUCUCAAAGGCCCCAGGGAGCCCACCCUGAAGCAUGAAGCCACUAGUGAGGAGGUCCUCUCCCCUCCGUCGGACUCAGGGGGCCCAGAUGGUUCAGUCACCUCAUCCGAGGGCUCCAGUGGGAAGAGCAAGAAGAGAUCGUCACUCUUCUCCCCCCGCAGAAACAAGAAAGAGAAGAAGUCCAAAGGUGAGGGCCGGCCCCCAGAGAAGCCCAGCCCAAACCUCCUGGAGGAAGCAGCCGCCAAACCCAAGUCCUUGUGGAAGUCAGUCUUUUCUGGGUAUAAGAAGGACAAGAAGAAGAAGGGUGAUGACAAGUCCUGUUCCAGCACCCCUUCCAGCGGUGCCACUGUGGACUCUGGCAAACACAGGAUGUCUCCUGUCGUGAGAACAGAGCUGCAGCUGCGGCGCCAGUUGAGUUUCUCAGAGGAUUCUGACCUCUCCAGUGACGACAUCCUUGAGAGGUCCUCCCAGAAGUCCAGGCGAGAGCCAAGAACUUACACAGAGGAGGAACUGAACGCCAAGCUGACCCGGCGUGUGCAGAAGGCAGCUAGGAGGCAGGCCAAGCAAGAGGAACUGAAGCGGCUACACCGAGCUCAGAUUAUCCAGCGGCAGCUGGAGCAGGUGGAGGAGAAGCAGAGGCAGCUGGAGGAAAGAGGGGUUGCUGUGGAGAAGGCACUCCGUGGUGAAGCAGGCAUGGGCAAGAAAGAUGACCCCAAGCUGAUGCAGGAGUGGUUCAAGUUGGUGCAAGAGAAAAAUGCCAUGGUGCGCUACGAGUCAGAGCUGAUGAUUUUUGCCCGGGAGCUGGAACUUGAAGACCGGCAGAGCCGACUGCAGCAGGAACUUCGGGAGCGGAUGGCUGUGGAAGAUCACCUGAAAACCGAGGAGGAGUUGUCAGAGGAGAAGAAGAUCUUGAACGAGAUGCUGGAGGUGGUGGAGCAGAGAGAUGCCCUCGUGGCCCUGCUAGAGGAGCAGCGGCUCCGGGAAAAAGAGGAGGACAAAGACCUGGAGGCCGUCAUGCUGUCUAAAGGCUUCAGCCUGAACUGGUCCUGA